Archocentrus centrarchus (flier cichlid) is the source of this 3121-nucleotide messenger RNA. It is a transcript of the gene coa7, whose product is annotated as cytochrome c oxidase assembly factor 7. Lineage: Eukaryota; Metazoa; Chordata; Actinopteri; Cichliformes; Cichlidae. The record is from RefSeq and is a predicted model, not a curated record. Gene Ontology annotation, cellular component: mitochondrial intermembrane space. Gene Ontology annotation, molecular function: protein binding. The transcript is spliced from 3 exons. Bases 307 to 999 code for a protein of 230 amino acids.
GCCCGCAAAGGAGGGUUACAAAACCAGGAAGCGAUUAUCUGGUGAUAAGCAUGACCGCGUCCUUCUGCUUUUUAAAGAGAGGCUAUUAUAUGUUUUAGUACAUACUGCUUAUAUAAUAACUUUACAGCUAACGGCAACCAUCUAUAUAGACCUUUGCGUUUAGGGAAACCUUUCUCAGCAUCGCUCAUCAAACUCAGUCAUCAAGGUCAAGCAGCAGCGGUGCAUGCUUUGAAGAGCUGAGUCUAUGCAAGCAGCAGCACGUGUGAUUGUCGCAGAGGUAAAAGUCGUUCGUAAUAAAGCUGUGAUAUGGCAGGACUUAUAAACUUUGAAGACGAGAAGGAAGUGAAGCAGUUUUUGGAUAAUUUAGGAGUGGAGUACAGCUUCCAGUGCUACAAGGAGAAAGAUCCUGAAGGGUGCCAAAGGCUUGCGGACUACUUGGAAGGGGUGAAGAAGAACUACGAAUCUGCAGCACAAGUGCUCAAACAUAACUGUGAGACGCAUGGACAUGGAGAGAGCUGCUAUAAACUCGGGGCUUACCAUGUCACAGGCAAAGGUGGAGUCACUGAGUGUCUGAAAACAGCGUACUCCUGCUUUCUGCGCUCUUGCAACUCUGGAGGAAAGAAGUCUGUAGACGCUUGCCAUAACGUUGGUCUGUUAGCCCAUGAUGGACGAGCUGUGGAAGGAGGACCUGACCUUAAAGCAGCCCGGCAGUACUAUGAGAAAGCGUGCGCAGGUGGCUUUGCUCCUUCCUGCUUUAACCUCAGUGCUUUGUUCAUUGAGGGCAAUGCCAAAGGGCUGGCACGGGAUAUGACUCUUGCUCUGAAGUACGCUAACAGGGCUUGUGAGCUGGGACAUGUGUGGGGCUGCGCCAAUGCAAGUCGCAUGUACAGACUUGGGGAUGGUACGGAGAAGGAUGACAAGAGAGCAGAAGAGCUGAAAAAUCGAGCGAGGGAGCUGCAUGGUUUAGAAAAGGAAAGGCAGCUUAAAUUUGGGGAGUAAAACACUUUAAAGUAUCAUUGUUUUGGUGUACUUCCACAUUAUUUGAGUUACAUUGUUUGUUUCAACAAACACAAGUCGUUCAUGGUUUUCAGAGGUUGAAGAUGACCAUGUUUUAAAAAAGAUUGAUUAAAUUUACUUUUUUUUUUUUUUUUAUUUAAAGCCUGUAAAUGGUAAAAUUCAGGGAGCAGCAUUGAUUUGUAUCAGUACAUUCAAAACAUUUGCAUAGAAAAAAAUAGAAAUAGUACAUUCUUCUCAAUUUUCGUGCCAUAGCUGAUCAUUUCUUAUGUUUCUAUGAUUUGUGCUAUACGAAUGAUUAGACAUAAGCCUGUAAAGUUAAAUCGAAGUUUGCACCAAAUAUACUCAUAAGAUAAGUUUGUUUGGCUUUAACAGAAUCUUACAGGAAUCCAGUAUUAAAAAUAAACUGCUUCAAAAUGUGAAGUACUGUAAUACUUGACUCUAUUUGUAAUUAUAUGUUUUAAAUUAAAUUAGAAUUCUGUUUCAUUGAUUUAAAAUUAUUAUUAUUAUCAUUAUUAAUUACUGUUGAAACAAAAUAAUUUAAAAGUUUGGGAUUAAAAAGAUAUAUCUUAUAUUAGUCAAAUUUAGCUUUUUUUUAAUUACAAAACACAGCACCUUUUCCAGUCCAGUAAAAACACAGUAUUAUUUCACUUUAAUUAAAUUUUAAAUUAAAAUUUUAUUUCCAUUCAAAUGAAAGAAAAUGUAAUUUGACAUUUAAUUUCAGUGUAGUUUUAGUUGAAAUUUUUAUCUACAAUGCAAAAGUCUACAUAUAGACCUUAUACCACAGUUACUGUAGUUCUGUUUUUUCAAAAAAAUUUUCUUUCCAGUUCAAUUUAGAUUCAGUUAAUUUGGAGAGUGAAUUUGAAACUACUGUCUAAAUAAAGAUAUUUCCUGCAUGUUUAUUUUAUUUUAGUUAUAUAUGCAAAUACCAUUUCAGGUCUCUUUUUUUCCAGAGAUAUAGAUUUUACAUUUACAUCAGUCAAAUAAUUUUCACAGCUAGUUUUAAUGUUGCUUUAUACCUUGCUUUAUACUAAGCUUAUUCUAUACUAAGCAGAGAUGUCAAACACGUGGACUGGGGGCCAAAAACAGGCCAAGAAAGGGUCUAAUCCGGCCCACCAAAUGGCCUCGGAAGGUAUGAAAACUGCUGAAAAGUCAUCAGCAACUCCAGCUGUAUCAGUGCUAUUCCUGCUGUGGGGAUACAAGCCCAGUGAAAGUAGCUUGAAUGUGAAAAAACAAACAUUGCUGAAAUGGUACUUUUUUCCCCUUAAUCAUCUGUUUUGUAAAUGGAUGGUUCAUUAAAUCUGAACUGUGCUGUUACUGGCCAGGGCCACUUCAAAUAAAGUUGGACAAUAUGAGGACCAUGAAGUGCAAUGAGUCUGACACCUGUGACCAGAUCCCAACAACUGAAAAGUGGGGCAAACACUGUGUGUGGGACAUGUCAACAAUGCUGAGAUAGUCUAAAAUCUUCAUAUCUAAAUUAAAAAUACAAUAAAUUGUACAUGUCAUCAGAUUGCCAUUUAACAUAUACAGGCCAAAUAUAUUCCCAAUGUUGUUGCUAAGUAAAUAGAAUAAGAAUAAAACAAAGCUAAAGUUUGUUCUUUUGGUUUUAUGCAAUAGUCUUUUUAUACUCUCGUAUUCUCUUUUAUUUCACUGUUAUUUCAGCUGCUCUUCUGACUGGUAACAGUUUUUGGGUUUCAGUUUGGAUGUAUUCAUAGAUUGGUAGACCUUUUUUAAACCAUAUGUGACAAUUUUGGCAAUUUGUAUCCAAUUAAGGCAUACAUAUACUGUGUCACUUCACAAAAAACAGAAAUGAGGUAGAGUAUGAUUACCAUUGUUUAUGAAACAUUUUUUUUGUCCUAGUUCAGUGUUUAUUCUUGCUAUUAUAUCAUCUUUGUUAUUUUUUUGUCAAAAAAAAGUGUUGCCAUUUAGAAUAUGUUGUAUGUAAAAAGAGUAGGUGUAAUAAGCCUAAGCUUCAGCCUACACCUUUUCAGUCAAUAACUGAUUGUCAACAUUUAUUUAUUUGUUUAUUUAUAUAACCUUUUAUUUUUUGUUGUUUUGAAAAAAAUAUUAAUAAUGACUAGAAUACUGAAAUAAAAUAUCAAUAUCA